UACCGCGUAUGUGUUUUUUUAAUGGAGUUUUUAUUUAAUCUGAACAUUUUGCAUUUACAUAAGCGGUCGGCCAAUCACAGCAAGUCAUCUGAACGUUUGACAAGCAGGUGGACACAAGCUUUUAAUAUGACGUUUUUUUAACUGAAUGGCAAAGAGCGCAUGUCUUUAUUUUGACUAGCAUGAAAGCUAAAUGGGACACGGACCGCGGAGUGAAGAGGAAAGAGUGUGAAAGAGCGCACAUGUCAACUGCGCUUGCCCGCAGAGGCGCACUGAAGCAGCAGGAGAGCAGAGGAUUCUCCACACGACGUUAGGGCUCGCUGAUGACCUCACGGAGAAGACACCUGAUCGCUAAAAGAGCACAGGUUUGAUUACACCGAGGAAUUGAAUUACCUUCACCUGUUUCGGCGCUGCAGUACAAACUAUGUCAAAUCUGAUCUGCCAAGUCAAAAGGCCACUGACGGCCCCACGGGGGCUCUGCUUGAAAAAACACCUCUUUCAUCAUCUGCCAGGAGAUAACAUGAUUGUGGAGCACAAAAGCCUGGAGAGAUCUUAACAGUGUGGAUAUGAUGUAGUGCUCCAACAUGAGUUGAACCAACGCUCACAGAAUCAGGGAUGGAAGUCAUGAACUUUACAACCGUCAUCGACAGCAACUUUUCGGACGAGGCUUCCUCCAGUCGCGUCCUGACCGGUUGUUUCCUUUCACUGCUCAUCCUCACAACCUUGUUGGGGAACACGCUGGUGUGUGCGGCCGUCACUAGGUUCCGCCAUCUGCGCACUAAAGUGACUAACUUUUUUGUCAUCUCACUCGCCGUGUCAGACCUCCUGGUGGCCAUCUUGGUCAUGCCGUGGAAGGCGGUGACCGAGAUCGCCGGUUUCUGGCCCUUUGGCUCCUUCUGCGACACCUGGGUGGCCUUCGACAUCAUGUGCUCCACAGCUUCUAUUCUCAAUCUUUGCGUAAUUAGCUUGGACCGCUACUGGGCCAUCUCCAGCCCUUUUCGCUACGAGCGCAAGAUGACGCCCAAAGUGGCAUACGUGAUGAUCAGCGUGGCGUGGAUGCUGUCUGUCCUCAUUUCCUUCAUUCCGGUGCAGCUCAAGUGGCACAAGGCUCAAACGACAUCUUUCACCUCGCUCUCUUCCCCCUCCUCAGCGUCUUUCAGAUCAAAUGUCACGUCAGAGAAUUGCGACUCCAGCCUGAACAGGACCUACGCCAUCUCCACCUCUCUCAUUAGCUUUUACAUCCCCGUGGCUAUUAUGUUGGUCACCUACACCCAGAUCUACCGCAUUGCCCAAAAGCAAAUCAGAAGGAUCUCAGCUUUGGAGAGAGCGGCCGAGAGCGCCAAGAACCGACACAACAGCAUGGGCGGAGGUUCCAGCAUCGCUGAAUCGGAGAGCUCUUUUAAAAUGACCUUCAAGAGGGAGACCAAGGUGCUGAAGACCCUGUCGGUGAUCAUGGGCGUGUUUGUGUGCUGCUGGUUGCCAUUCUUUGUGCUCAACUGCAUGGUGCCGUUCUGCGAAGAGUCCAGCGGAAGCGAGGCUUUCCCGUGCAUCAGCCCCACCACCUUCGAUGUGUUUGUGUGGUUUGGUUGGGCUAAUUCCUCCCUCAACCCCAUCAUAUAUGCCUUCAAUGCAGAUUUUCGCAAAGCAUUUUCCAUCCUGCUGGGCUGCCACAAACAAUAUCCAGGAGGCCACAACAUCGAGACAGUCAGUCUAAACAAAAAAUGACUCAUAACUCCCUCACAGCACUGACUCAUCCGCAGAGGGGUCCAAGCAUCCCCCCUGUUAAGGCCGGUCUGAUUGCCUUCAAACAGGGAUGCUGCUCUGUGUGUGUUAGAGUGACUGAAGGAUGAGCUGGCCCCACAUGCACCCUCGUUGCACUGGGCAAGUGCCCCACUCCAGGCAGACUGUCAGAGUGAGCACGCUCACUUCAUGAUAAGCGAGAGAGCGAGAGAGAGAAAGAGAGAGAGAGAGAGAGGAGGGGAUUUGGGGAUUGAGAUUAAGACUGUUGUGCCAGGCAGUGCAACAGUACUGAAACGCACUGCAAAAGAUAAUCCCACGACUGGGCAGCAUGCACGUCCUAAUGUUGCCAGACGCUGCUCUCUUCAGUACCAUCCCACACAUGCCAGCCAGAUAUGAUAGAUUAAGAAACUGUGUCAGCAACCGGCUUCUGCGGUGGAAACUAAGUCCACCAAAGAGAUCCACACAUCAAUUACUAUUUAGCCAACUCAUUUAAUAAUGUUGAUUUUAUUAGAAGGCUUUUGCAACCUGUGAACCUGUGAUCUGAAAUUAUGACUACGGGCUCACACUGAAUCCGUCGCGGCUCUGGUCCAAAGUGGCAAAGUGCCACUCACACUGACUCCAACAGGCACGGCAGCGAGCAUCCGCUCUAGUUUGCGGAAAGCAUGACAACUAGCCUUGUGAGGAAGUUCUUGUAAACAAUAGCCCACUUUGCCUGCACAUUCACUAACGAAAUGAUGGAACUAGAUGUAGGGUUACAUGUACUGUUUGUGGAUUUAGGAAUACAAACCAUUUAGUACAUUUUUCUGAUGGUGUCUACUACAAAAAAUGAUCUGUUAAAAAGGUGUACUAAUAAUGACAAUAAAGUUUUUUUUGUUUUUUUUUAAAUGAGAUACUCUGCGACCAAGUGGUUAGCACACAGGCCUCACAGCUAGGAAACCCAAGUUCAAUUCCACCAUCGGUCAUCUCUGUGAGGAGUUUGCAUGUUCUCCCCGUGCAUGCGUGGGUUUUCUCCGGGUACUCCGGUUUCCUCCCACAUUCCAAAAACAUGCUAGGUUAAUCGGCGAAUCCAAAUUGUCCAUAGGUAUGAAUGUGAGUGUGAAUGGUUGUUUGUCUAUAUGUGUCCUGUGAUUGGCUGGCCACCAGUCCAGGGUGUACCCCGCCUCUCGUCCGAAGACAGCUGGGAUAGGCUCCAGCAACCCCGCGGCAGAAAAUGACUGCGGUAGAAAAUGACUGAAUGUAUUGGUAUGUUGAUGAUAUGAUAUGAGAGUGCUGCAGCGUCCGUGGUGUCCGGAAAAAACUGAUUCUUUCCAUUGUGCCGUACGGCCGACGCAGCCUGAGCUGCACCGCAAGGAGCUGGUGUGAGUCUACAAAAUGGAUUUCAAUCUUGCGGGAUGCUUCCGCAACAGAGCCGUGACGGAUUCAGAUUGAGCCCGGGCUGAUGGCGCAUGUACAGGCAUGGAUUUAGUGGCACAAUUCCAGAAUUUGAACUAUUAAAUAUGGUGCAAAAUGCCUGCAUAGGUCAUCAGUUAGUUGAGGCAACCUGACUUUUCUUACUUUUCAACUUCAUUUCAAAAGUAUUUUUCAGUUAAUAACGGUUCAGUGUGGAGUCUUCCUAUUUAUGUCUCUGGUGGGUGUGUCCGCUGGGGCUGGUCCCAAUAGGAUUGUUGUUGUGGUUAUCACAUUCCGCUUCCUGUUUCUAUUUUCAAGUCAGGUCGAACUUUUUAUAGCACAUUUAAAACAACCCAGGCUGACCAAAGUGCUGCACAAGCCGUAUAAGAAAAUUUGUCUGGCAGAAAUGACACAAAAUCGUCAAUUUACGUCAAACUGGAAAGGCCCUCUCACAACAGAGGACGAAGUUUGUGCAAUUAUCUAUCAUCAACAAUGUCCUGACAUCUCUCCCCCAAUGAUUGUCUCAUUCCAUGGGAAGCGUGUCUACUAACAAGCUGACCUAUUGUUACUGAUGAUCAUUCACAUCAACAACAACCCUACUGUGACAACAAGCCUCCCCCCUAGAGGCCACACCCACCAGUGACAUAAAUAGGGAGACUUCAAAUGAUGAACUUAAGAAGCCUUUGGGAUUAAAGGUAAAAAGUCCAGUUGCCUCAAUUCAACCUUUGCAGAUGCUCAGAAGUGCAAAGAACACUAAACAAGGAAAACUGAUUGCAGUGGAGUAAUGCCGCAGUUACUCGGAUUUAACCACCCUGACCCCAGGUCAGUCCUGACCAACAAAACUGUAUGUAAUGUUUAAUAUUGCUUUUAUUUAUUAAUUACCGUUUAGUUUUGUAUUGCCACUGCAACAUUUCCAUUGUUGUGUUUACAUGAGCUUUGCGCAUGUGCACAUGGUUUGAUGUGGAUCACUAAAUUGAAAUUGUUCUUUAAAAAAGUAAGUUUAACUUCAUAAUUUCUGCUGCUAUGGUUGAAGUGUUUUUAUGGACAAGUGUCUCAUGUUGAUGUGUGUUUUAGGAAAAAAGCACAAGACUAAAAGACAACCUUUGCUUGACUUAGUGUCUUUUUUUUUUGUUUGAUGUGUGUUUGUUUCGGGUCCAAUACAGAUGUAUAUUUUGUUUUAAAUUGCUCACAGUGAACAAUUAAACACUUCUGAAUUGCAACACGGUCUUAUGCUAUCACUCAAAGCCUCCACAAUAUGUCACAUAUAUAAUUACUUUAACAAU
This is a messenger RNA of Doryrhamphus excisus (bluestripe pipefish), 4409 nucleotides long. RefSeq names its product D(1) dopamine receptor-like. The record is from RefSeq and is a predicted model, not a curated record. Gene Ontology annotation, biological process: adenylate cyclase-activating adrenergic receptor signaling pathway; positive regulation of MAPK cascade; G protein-coupled dopamine receptor signaling pathway. Lineage: Eukaryota; Metazoa; Chordata; Actinopteri; Syngnathiformes; Syngnathidae. Gene Ontology annotation, cellular component: plasma membrane. Gene Ontology annotation, molecular function: G protein-coupled receptor activity; dopamine neurotransmitter receptor activity, coupled via Gs.